Messenger RNA from Centruroides sculpturatus (bark scorpion), 467 nucleotides. Its product is annotated as pre-mRNA-splicing factor ISY1 homolog. The record is from RefSeq and is a predicted model, not a curated record. Lineage: Eukaryota; Metazoa; Arthropoda; Arachnida; Scorpiones; Buthidae. Gene Ontology annotation, cellular component: Prp19 complex; post-mRNA release spliceosomal complex; post-spliceosomal complex. The transcript is spliced from 4 exons. Gene Ontology annotation, biological process: mRNA 3'-splice site recognition; generation of catalytic spliceosome for second transesterification step. The coding region runs from base 1 to 441 and encodes 146 amino acids.
AUGGGAAAAGCUCCACCACCCCCAAGGAAAACUCGAGCAGAAUUAAUGAAAGAUGUUGAUUAUUCUUAUUAUGGAAGAAGAGAUGAUGAUGAUGGUAUUCUCAUACCAUUGGAAUAUGAAGAAGAAAAGAAAGCAAUUGCUGAAGCUGUUGAAGAAUGGAAAAAACAAAAAAAGAACAAAUUAGAAAAUGAUGUUAAUGUUGAAAAACAGUUAGAAGAUAUUUAUAUAGUGGAACCAGAAGCAAUGAGUGAUGAAGAUGAUGACCAGUCUCUAAGUGAAAUUGAAUCUCAGUCUCGUUUCAUUGCUCAUGUUCCUAUCCCAUCACAGAAAGAGAUUGAGGCAGCACUUGUUUUAAGGAAAAAGACAGAAUUGCUCCAGAAAUAUACUAGUGAAACAUUACAAGAAGAAGCUGAAGAAGUGAAACAGUUACUUGGUAUUUGAUAGAUAUAUUAGCAUACAAAACAUUA